Messenger RNA from Diaporthe amygdali, 675 nucleotides. RefSeq names its product gnat family acetyltransferase. The transcript has 2 exons. The record is from RefSeq and is a predicted model, not a curated record. Lineage: Eukaryota; Fungi; Ascomycota; Sordariomycetes; Diaporthales; Diaporthaceae. Gene Ontology annotation, molecular function: acyltransferase activity, transferring groups other than amino-acyl groups. The coding region runs from base 1 to 675 and encodes 224 amino acids.
AUGGCUUUCACAGUCGAGAAGGCAUCCCUGUCAGAUGCAAAGGCCAUUGCCGACAUCUACCAGGACAGACCGGUCACGGCCUGGAACCGCCUCACCCAUGGCACCGUCGACCCGUCAGUGUUCAAUGCCGGCUUGGAGGACAUGUUCGCAGAGAGCCUGCAGGACCCAGACGAGGUCCUCUUUCUUGCCCGCGACGAUGACCACCCGGACCGCAAGGUCGUGAGCUAUGUCAAUCUCGCCAGGAAGCCUGCGCUGGUACCCAUGACGGACGAGGAUAUCAAGCAACAGAACGCCAAGUACCACGAACGGCUCAUGCCAGGUCUCAACGGGCCCCUCCUCCUCGAGAUGUGGGAGAAGCUGGACCGCAUGCGGGAGCAGGUUCUGGUUGGAAAAGGCGACUACUGGUUUCUCGACAACGUCGGCACACUGCAGGCGUACCAGGGCAGGGGCAUCGCGACCAUGCUGCUCCGCAAGGUCCUGGAGGAGUACCCCGAUCGCGAGGGCGUGCCGAUCUUCUUGGACACGUCUGGCGACGAGGACGGCAGGGCGUGGCCGCUGUACGAGCGGUUGGGGUUCACCAAGGUGGGCGGGUUCACCAUUGACCUGGCUGCCCAUGGGGCUGAGGGUGUGCAUACCCAUCUGGGGAUGUUGAGGGAGCCGCAGAAAACAAAAUAG